UGAUAGACCAGAGUUAGUUCAGUACCGACAGUUUGGAGUCUCCGCACUUCACAUGGUCCUUUCCCUUUCGAAAUUUUGUUGCACCAUGUCUCUCAAAAACGAUACCAAGAAGGAGCUCGAUGUUGUUCAUCAUGAACAUGUCGCAUCUCACGGUGUUCCCAGCGAGGAUGCCCGACCAUGGUACCAGCAGCCUGAACUUCGGAAACUGUAUCUGAUGAUGCCCUUCCUGUUCCUCGGUUCGACUACGUUGGGCUACGAUGGCAGUCUUCUCAAUGGCCUCCAGACCAUGCCCGCAUGGAAAGAAUUUUUCAAUCACCCAACAGGCUCCAGGCUGGGGCUCUUAGGCGCAUUUCCGGGAUUCGGUGGUUUCGCGGUCCUACUCUUCACACCGUAUAUAGCAGGUCGCCUAGGAACCGCCAUCGGGUGUGUACUCGUCAUCGUUGGCUCGAUAAUUCAAGCAUUGCCACAACGAAGCAACCCAGACUCCAUGUUUCUGGCGGGACGCUUCAUUAUGGGCAUGGGCAGUAACAUUUCCAACGCGACCUGUCCUUUGUUGAUUACUGAGAUAUCUCACCCACGACACAGAGGCAAAGCUACUACGAUAUACAACACGCUUUGGUAUCUCGGUGCUAUACUUGCUGCGUGGACAACAUUUGGAACUUUGACACACAUCACCUCAGACCUAUCAUGGCGUCUACCUAUUGGUCUCCAGUGCGCGAUGCCCGGUAUACAACUUCUCUGUGUUUACUUGCUUCCCGAAUCUCCUCGUUGGUUGAUCAGCAAGAACAAGCAUGCAGCAGCCCAGAAGAUGCUAACAAAAUAUCACGGGAACGGUGAGGAGACUGACUUUGUGAAGUGGGAGUACACCGAGAUCAGCCAGACACUCGAGGCCGAGAAGCUGGCAAGUGCAUCUAGUGGAUGGGUCGAACUGGUCAGAACCCCUGGUAACAGGAAGCGUUGCUUGUUGAUCAUUUUGACCGCUAUCUUCUCCCAGUGCUCAGGUAAUGGACUUGUAAGCUACUACCUAGCUGCUGUACUGGAAACCAUAGACAUCACCAACUCCUCCCAUCAAGCACUCAUCAACGGAGGCUUGACAAUCUGGUGUUGGCUCGUCUCGCUUGGCUGCGCAUUCCUAGUUGACCGUGUGGGAAGAAGAACGCUUUUCUUGAGUGCCGGCAUUGGUAUGCUUCUCGCUUUCAGCAUCUGGACGGCAUGUAGCGCUGUAUAUUCACAGACCGGAAACUCGCAUGCUGGAUCCGCUGUUCUCGCCAUGAUCUUUUUGUUCUACGGUGCUGCCGGUCUCGCCUGGCCUGGCCUUACGGUAUCAUAUACUGUCGAGAUCCUUCCCUUCAACAUCCGCGCCAAAGGUCUCACUCUCUGUUUUGUAUUCACUUCGCUUUCGGGUGUCUUCAACCAAUAUGUGAACCCGAUAGGUAUCGAAGCCUUGGGCUGGAAGUUUUACAUCGUGUAUGUGGUCGUAUUGGUGUUGGAAUGUCUCGCAAUCUACUUCCUAUAUGUAGAGACAAAGGGACCGACUCUCGAGGAAAUUGCUUUCUUGUUCGACGGUGCUGACGCGAAUGUUGCUGGCACUGGUGUGGCAGUUGGCUAUGAAAACAGCAGCAAGGUAGGAAAGGGGGAUAACAUCUGA
Periconia digitata is the source of this 1648-nucleotide messenger RNA. NCBI's taxonomy places the organism in Eukaryota, Fungi, Ascomycota, Dothideomycetes, Pleosporales, Periconiaceae. The record is from the annotation of a GenBank genome assembly.